Messenger RNA from Lasiosphaeria miniovina, 318 nucleotides. RefSeq lists its product as uncharacterized. The record is from RefSeq and is a predicted model, not a curated record. The transcript is spliced from 2 exons. Lineage: Eukaryota; Fungi; Ascomycota; Sordariomycetes; Sordariales; Lasiosphaeriaceae. The coding region runs from base 1 to 318 and encodes 105 amino acids.
AUGGCGGAGGCGGCUGCCUGCAAAGUUUGCCACACCUGCGGCGUUGAGAAGGAAAUCGACCAAUUCCGGUCGUUCCGAGGCCCUCGACGGAUUGUCCUGGAUUACGCAGAUUGCCGCAAUCGCGGCAGGCAGCAGAGAGCCGCGUCAAACGUAAGAGUUUCUGCAGCUGCUGCCGUGACCUGCGGACAAGGUCCCGCCUUUGCGCCUCGCCAGAAUCUCACCCACACCGUCCUUGCCCAGCGAUACCACGAAGGCGGCCGUAUCGCUACGGAUACCCCCGAAAUGGCUGCUGCUCGUAGCGAGGUUUCGGAUAUCUAG